This is a messenger RNA of Amphibalanus amphitrite, 1705 nucleotides long. Its product is annotated as protein FAM166B-like. The record is from RefSeq and is a predicted model, not a curated record. Lineage: Eukaryota; Metazoa; Arthropoda; Thecostraca; Balanomorpha; Balanidae. The transcript is spliced from 5 exons. The coding region runs from base 167 to 889 and encodes 240 amino acids.
CUGCACCGUGCGUCGUCAGCGACGCUGCACCGCGACACCGCUCCACCGACCCGCCGUACGAUCUCUCGCGAGUCGCGAAACACAACCUAUUGUUGUGUCAACCUAACCUAUUACAAUUGUGCAUCGCGCGACACUGCAUAGUGCUGAAUGGACCCAAGACUCGGACAUGAUCUCAGGGUACACUGGCCACUGUCCGGGACUUAAGUUCGAUGUGGGCCACUCGUACGCCUGGCUGGUUCAGCACCGACCACAGGUGAGCCGCACUCAUGUGGGUCACGUGACAGUGACCCCCCGCGGUGCGGACCUCCAGUCGGCGCCUGUCGAUGUCGUCGACCGGGCCCGAGAGGUGACCUCGGUGACCCGAGCACCGCCCAAGCCAAUGUCACCCCGAGGCGGCAUCGCCGGCUACACAGGUUUCGUUCCGGGAAGCCGGUAUGUGGUCGGCACCAACUACCGCAAGGCCUGCGACGACUGCUUCAGCGACAUGGAGCGGCGGACUGCCGAGCGUCGGGAGCGCGAGGAGCACGCGCGCCGCAGCCGCUCGCUCGGCAGGGCCUCGGCCAGUCGGCGGGCGGUCCGCGAGACGGGCGCCGCCGCUCCCGCCGCCCCCGCCCCCGCCCUGAGCAACGGCGCCGUCAGCAGCGCGCUAGACGCCAAGUUCAGCCGCUACUCGGCUCAUAGCAAAGAUGAGGAGCCGCUGCCCAUCCCGGGCUACAGCGGGUUCGUGCCGCGGGCGCGCACCUCACAGAUGGGCGUCGGCAAGCGGUUCUCUCGGUUUGCCGACGAGGGGUUUCACGCGCUGCAUGAACAGGUGGAGCGGUACCGGCAGAGCCACGCCCGUCCCGUCAGCGUGCGCCACCAGCAGCCCAACGGCCCCGUGAAAUCCUGAACACUCCGGCAGUGGUGCAGUCCGCGGUGGUGUGUGAGUGAAGGGGCAGACAUUUUGGCAGUCUGGAACGGCACAGGAGCUUUAUGAUGGUGCAGAAAUGGUUUUGAUUGAAUUAAAGGACACGAUGCGAAACGAGUUUAAGUCUAAGGAAAUCAUUCAAGAAUGUUUGAGAAGGUGACAAAAGGCGUUUUAGAAUCUGACAGCUCUCAGCAUGCGUCGGACAUCUGCCACAAACUGCUGCAGUUUUUUUUAGAGUCGGUUUUAGAGCUGUUCUGGCUGCAAGGAAACUGCCCUUCUGGAACAAAUAAAUGCUAUGUUUGGAGCUAGCUUUGGUGAGUCUAGCUAUGCAUAGUAACCUCAGCUAUAAAUAUUUUUUGGUGGCAAAAAUUGUCACCGAUGCGCGAUAGUGCCGAUUUGUUUGAAGUGUUUUCAGCCAUACAAUAGAAUGCUGAAGUGCAUACUUUCCGCUGGGUAACGUGCAGCACAGAGUAAUUUUGGUUUGAUGCUUUAAUGCAAACUUUUCCGAGAAUGGUGCUAGUGCGAUUGGCAAUACGUCUAGAAUCUUACGCAGUGAUCCUGGUCUUAUGCAGCCAGAGUCGUAUGUUUAGUUAGGCAGCGUUUCUGCUCUGGUGUGUUGGGCUUCACUAUUUAUGUGGCGACUGCUAAAAGUCAGCUUUAUUAUCACCGAAUUUCAGUGCACACUGUUAUGUCGUAUUAUUAUGUAAGUGUUCUCUGCUAAAUGAUUGUCAUUUGAUUGCAAUACCUCUAUGAGUAGGUAGCUCCUUGGGAGGGCAAAUACAUUUUGCACGAAACGGA